UGCCUUAUUUUUAUAAUAUCAUUACAUUUUUAUUUUAUUUGUGAAGAUUUCAGUUAUUCCCCGAUAUAGGUUAGCGUUUAUAUUAGAUUCACAUUUAUUUGACCUAAUACCUACCUGCAUCUGGAUGAAUGAUGUUACGCAAUUGAAUUUUAUCCAAUCAGAAAAGAGGAAGCAUUCUCAUCCAAAAAAGUAAACAACAAGACAUCUCGACAGGAAAAAUGAAAUUGUCUUUGGCAAUAAUAGGUGUUUGUGUGUUGUGUUUGGUGAAGACAGUCCAGACUACUGAAGAUCCAGCUCCAGCCUGCCAAUUCUGGAACAAGUUAGCCUACAAUCUUUCACAUGCAUCAGAACAAAAUGGGGGUGUUUUACAAUUUGCCUGCAACCAUACGUGCAACAGUGUCUCGUGUAGAGGACAUUUCAAAGCUCCGCCGGUGUUUUCUUUACAUUUCGAGGAAGAUUUAUGUUUUGGAUUGAGACUGAACCAAUGUUCAAGCCCAUUAGCCUUGGACUAUUACAUCAUUGUACCAAAUAGUGGAGUUACCAACUCUGGCUCUAUUUCUCACAAUGAUUCAUUCGACCUUCCAGGUCCAGAGGUUUAUGGCAUCAAAAGUACAAUUGUGGUCAUAGUAGAGAUGGUGAGAGUAAAUGCUACUGCCAUCAAAUUUGGGGUGAACACAAAUGUGAGAGCUAGUUUAGGAGGUUUACCUGGCUUUGAAGAUAAGGAGAAAGUUUUGCCGGAAAUGUACAUUAUUGUGCCACCCUGCACAAGUGGUUCCAAAGCAGUAGGUCCAUUUGAAACCCCAUCAAGUUGUGCUCCGUUACCAAAUAUAUCUACGCAGAAACCUGCUACUACAAGGAAAGGGGUAACAACUGUAAAGCCAGUAAAACGUACAUACAAAAGUUGUGAGUUGGGAGUAGGGAAUUGUAAGAAGAAUGAGAUGUGUAAAGUAAUAUCUGAAAAUCCACUUUCACGAAAUGGGAUCUGUGUUUGUCAACCUGGUGUAGGCUAUGAUGCUGCCACUGGUGCGUGUAGAGCACAGAGUACAAUAUCACCAGAUAAAUCAACUGUUACGAAACCUUCCGCACAUCCAUCUGUGACAGUAGCUCAGACAACAAAAAGCAAGAAGGGAGGAAUUAACACGAAUACAACUGUUAUGAAACCCUCUGCACGCCCCUCUGUGACAGUAGCUCAGACAACAAAAAGCAAGAAGGAAGGAAUUAACACGAAUACAACUGUUAUGAAACCUUCUGCACGCCCCUCUGUGACAGUAGCUCAGACAACAAAAAGCAAAAGUGGAGGAAUUAACAUGACGGCAGUUAUCAUCGGUGCAGUCUUCGGAGGCCUCUUGUUGAUUGUUGUUGUUGUCAGUAUAAUCGUCUUCCUCGGUCGCCGUCGACGACAAGCCAACUAUCGCGGCAGACACCAGCUGCUGUCGGAUAAUGACGAUGAUGAUGACACAAAUGUAGUGAUAUAAAUAGAUGAAAGGGAGACAAUUUCUUAUCAGAAAGCCUGUAUAGUUUCAGAGAAAUCCUUAUGAUUUAAAUUAGCUGAAAAAAAUACUUAAAUGAAAAAUAGAAGAAAAACGGUUUGAGACUACAUUAUUUCAAGUUUUGAAUAUUUUUGCCAGUCAUUACAAGUUUUUACCUAUACUUUUGAAAUUCUGGUAAAAUUUGAACACCAAUCUUGGUGUAAAAGCAAGUUUUGUACAGUUUUUUUUUACGUUUAAUCAUGUUAAUUAAGAUACUGUGAAUAAUAAACACUUCUUAAGGACAUAAUUUGUUUCAAACACUCUUUGAAUCUGUAAUAUUAAAUUUUGAACACUUUUCUUGAUAUUAUUUAUUUCUUAAGGAAUCUCAUUUUAACUGCAUGUUUGUGAACAAAAUUUGAACACUACUUCAGGUUUUAUAGAAAUUCUGAUUAUACCUAAAUUUAUGAAUUUUUGAAAUUACAACUUGUUUUGAUCUUGAACCGUUUUACUUUUUGAACUCUGUACUUACAGUUUAUACAAUUUGAACACAUUUCUAGAAGGUAUGAUUAGUUUUUUGAACACAGGUCAUUUCUGUAAGUUAUAACAUUUUUUUUGAACACUUCUUAAGUAACAACAAAAUGUAACACUUUUUCUUCAAGUUAUAACAUUUUUCCAAACAUUUCUUGUAGCUGGAACAAACUUAAAGCAUUCCUUGAAUCUAUAAUUAGGUAACUUAUUACAAAUUUUAAACACUUCUUAAGAUACAACAAAAUCAACACUUUAAGUUAUAACUUGUUUUAAACAUUUCUUGAAGUUGGAACAAAUAUUUGAACAUUUCUUGAAGCUAUUACUAGUUAUGAAAACUUUUUUUGUAAGUUAUUGCAAUAUUUUUAAGUAAGAGCAAUAUGUGAAUUAUUAUUAUUUUUUUUUUUUUUUUUUUGAAUUUGAACACCUUUCUUUAAAAUAUUGCUUGUUUUGAAUUCUUUCUUUGACUUUAAAUCGGCCUUCAGCUUUUUUUUUGUUGGAAAACAAUUUUGUGUUGUUUUAAACUAAGUAUUUCAGUAGCUCUAUCUUGGAAAAAUGCAUCAUUUCACUGUAAAAGCAUUCCCCGAGAGCUGUUUAUAUCGUGACAGUGGCCGUCGUUUCUAAAAAUAGAAGAUCAGAAAAGGAAUCGUCCGCUUUACUAAUUUACAUAUUGAGAGCCGACCAGUAGAUUAGAAAUAUCAAAAGAUUUCCUUAUUGUACUUUAAUGAGGGCAAAUUUCAUUUUAUACCUUAAUUCUUUUGAUUUGACAAUUAUAUGAAAUGAUUUAUCUAAAAUUAUAACGUAUUUAACCUUUAGAAAAGCUGAAGGCCGCUUUAAAGGGACUCCACUGAGGUUUUUUGACAUGAUGGGACUGGAAAUAAUUUUUUGAGAUUAUUACUCCAUUUGAUGUAGAUCUGUACUAAGAACUUAUGUGCAAAAUUUCAGAUCAUUAGUUCGCUCCGUUUUUCAAGAAUAAUUAUUAUAAUAGUGAAAAAUGACCCAAAAUUGAAAAAUUAAACGCUUUUCAAUCAAAUCGGACUGAGAAUAACACAAACAUACAUUGUCAAUGUAUCUCUUGUAUAUUUCUUAGUUAUAUUUAAUUUAUUAUUAAUUAGGCUUAUCAACAUCAGUGGAGUUCCUUUAAUGAAGAUUAAAUUAUAACACCAUAAUGCUCACAUGAUGAAUUUGACAUUCCACGGAAGAAAACAGAUUAUUCAGGAAAAGAAAUAGUUGGAAUUUUCUAUUUAUAGACAUUCAUAUUGUGUUGUUGUUAUUUUUUCUUGUACUGUUCUUUACCUAAUUUUUGUAUAAAAUACUCUUUUCCUCCUUUUUGUAGUUAGUUUAUCAGUCAGUGCGUUCUAUGAAAUAGUGUUGGUAUUUUACUGAAAUUGUAAUUUAAAAGUAAUAAUUUGAAUUUUGUCUUCUAAUUUAGAUUUUGACUGAUUGUGUAAAAUAGAUUUUUUCCUUCAUUUUUUGUAAUAUAGUGAAUGUGUGAAAUUUAGCUUUAAAAGCAUCAUUGUAUGAUUUUCAGGGCUGCCAUUAAAAUGUUUUCUCAGGCAGUUUUGUUUUGAAAUUGAUGGGUUUUAUCACCUACAACAAAGGAUGUUUUCUAUGUUUUGAGUGGAUAUUUACAGUAAAAUUCCUAUUAAACGCCCACGGGGGCUCAACAUUUUCCAGAAGGGGGGCUAUUACUACACCAUAUUUUUUCCUAAAUCCAAAAAUCUUUGUAAAUACAUUUAAUGUUAGCAUGUGUUGGUAAUAACAUUAAAAGGUGUCAAGGUUUUGAUGUUUAUAUGAUACAUUUUUGUGUUUACUAAAAAAAUAUAAAUUAUUCUGAAUGAUUUGAAUAAAGUUAUGGAUUUACUCAUGAGUUCAGCACUGAUGAGUAGGUUUUUUCCUAUCAAAUAGCCUGGGGGUAUCAGUGGGUGGGGGGGGGGGGGGGUUCUUUAUUAGGGAAGGGGCGUUUAUGAGCAAUUUUACUGCAUAUCAUUUUGGCCGACAUCUACUUUCUAAUGGCAGCCCUGAGUUUGGUUUGAUUUUAUAUGGCUUAUUAUUAUUUUUCUAUUCAUAUUCAUAUAAUUAUGGUAAGGACCAUUUUAUUGAACAAGUUUGAUAUGUUGAUGUAAAUUUGAGACAAGAGCCACCUAUAUUGUACUAUGGUAGUCUAAUUUAUUCUGAUUUUAGUCGUUGCAAAUGUUUGUUCGUUUACAGAAUCUCAGAGGUGAAUGUUAGAGUUUUAAGAGUGCAGGGCAAUACUAAUGCGAAAAGGUUGAUAAUAGUUCAGGGCAAUAUUGUUGUGAAAAGGUUGAUAAUAGUUCAGGGCAAUAUUGUUGUGAAAAGGUUGAAAAUAGUUCAGGGCAAUAUUGUUGUGAAAAAACAGAUGGAGGUAGAGAGCGAGGGACAAAUACAGGGAGGAGAAAAACACAUAGAAUCAGUUCAGGGCAGUACUGUUGUGAAAUAUCAGAUAAUUAGUUCAGGGCAAUACUGUUGUAAAAUAUCAGACAUAGAGUUCAGGGCAAUAUUGCUGUGAAAUGGCAGAUAGAGUGUUCAGGACAAUAUUGCUUUAAAAUAACAGAAACAGAUUUCAGGGCAAUAUUUUGAUGUAGAGCUCUAAACUGAGACGUUGGUUGGGGUACUAAGUUUUGAAUCCUGUUGGAUCAUGGUUCAGGUCAUUUAUGCUCAAAAUAAGGUUUUUGUAUGCUUCUUCAUGGUUAGACCAUGCUUGUUUGUUAAAGGAGCAGGUUUUGUGUCACCAACAAACGUGUUCUUAACUUAAUUGAUCAAAGUAAUUUUGUGUGCAAAGAUAGAAGAUUAAAAUCCGAAUCUCAGUGUGGAAUGAAAUUCUUUCGUAGAUAUUUUUUGUGUAUUACUCAUACAAGUGAUUUAGGGUGUUUUUGUAAUUGUUUUUUUUGGGGGGUGGGUGGGUAGGGCAUAUUUUUUUCUAUAAGAUCUAGAUUUUUUUUGUUAUCUACUGUAUAGCUUGUCUUUCACAGUAUUUUUUUCAUCUUUGUUUUUUUAUUAUCUUUUUCUUCCUUUUAUGUUACCUACAAACCUUUUGUUGACCAGUUGAAUGAUCAAUUCAUUAUGUUGUACAUUUAUUGUAAUGUAUGUGUUUUUCUCUUCAUUAAGAUAUUUGUUUUUUGUUUCAUUAAGAUAUGUGUUUUUUCUUUUUAUUAAGAUAUGUGUUUUUGCAUCUCAUUAAAGUAUGAACAUAUGUUUUUGUCCUAAGUCCUAACUUACUAUCCUGUACAUAAUUUAGAAAUUUCUCUUGAUGCAUAUAAUUGGAGAAGAAUAAAUAUUGUAUUUUCUUUUACAUUAUAUUUGAUUGUACUAU
Ruditapes philippinarum (Manila clam) is the source of this 5328-nucleotide messenger RNA. RefSeq lists its product as uncharacterized. The transcript has 11 exons. Bases 219 to 1475 code for a protein of 418 amino acids. NCBI's taxonomy places the organism in Eukaryota, Metazoa, Mollusca, Bivalvia, Venerida, Veneridae. The record is from RefSeq and is a predicted model, not a curated record.